Messenger RNA from Hemibagrus wyckioides, 4839 nucleotides. It is a transcript of the gene sall1b, whose product is annotated as spalt-like transcription factor 1b. Gene Ontology annotation, molecular function: DNA-binding transcription factor activity, RNA polymerase II-specific; RNA polymerase II cis-regulatory region sequence-specific DNA binding. Gene Ontology annotation, cellular component: nucleus. The transcript has 3 exons. Gene Ontology annotation, biological process: regulation of transcription by RNA polymerase II. The coding region runs from base 199 to 3954 and encodes 1251 amino acids. The record is from RefSeq and is a predicted model, not a curated record. Lineage: Eukaryota; Metazoa; Chordata; Actinopteri; Siluriformes; Bagridae.
ACACUCAUCCCUGGGAAUUUAUCUGGACAGGGUUUUAGUUCGCGUGCAGUUUAUUGUAAACAGCUUUACAGUUUAAAAGUGUUAAAUAAGGCAGGAGUAGAGUUUCCUGUUGGUCAGUAAAUAGUUUUAUUGUGAGUUUUGGGAGCGGGGAAAUUUGAAAGUGUUCAGUCCGCUCUUCUCUGCUGAUGUGUGACCGGCAUGUCGCGGAGAAAGCAGGCCAAGCCGCAGUGUGUCCACAUGGAUCCUCCUCUACACCUGGAUAAUGCAGACUUCCACCUAAACAGUAGCGUCUCUCUGCCCUGUGACGUCCACGUGUGUGAGAAUUGCUGCGCUGAGUUUUUCAGCGUCUCAGAUCUCCACGAGCAUCAGAUGAACUGCUCUCAGGAUCCGCUAGUUCUGAUAGUGAGUGAAGAUGGAAGUACGACCUCUCCAUCUUCAUCUUUCACAUUUAAUUCACCUACUCACAGUACAGACGACCAGACAAACAGCACCGCUACAGACGAUACUGAAGGAUUAUAUGACAAAAUACUUGAGGAAAACAGAAAAUCAUCACCUGUGUCUGACUCCAACAGUGACGACGUCAGUCAUUUCCAAUCAGAUAUUGAGAACAAUGUAGAAAAUCAGACUGCAUGUACUUCCACCCUAACUUCAGCAUACUCCACAGUUCUGCCUCAACCAGACUCUUUACCUGAACCAGGUACGUCGUCCUCCACCAGCAGCAACGUCGUCAUUGAGAAUUUAGGAAGUACAAGGGUGGCUGUGGCUCAGUUCCCUCAGGAUGUGCGUUUGAAUGCAGUGAUUAACAGCACCGGUCUGACCAACUGCAACAUGACCAUCACAAGUCUGAUCGAGCGACUGAUCACUGUGCAGCAGCAGCAGGUGCUGCAGCUGAAGCUCAUUGAGCAAAUUCGACAGCACAUAUUACUGUUAUCUGCCCAUAAUACGGACACAUCCGCACCCUCCAGCACCUGCCGAGGUACAUCAGAGAUUUCUCAGACCGGCCUUCUGAUAACACUUAGCUCACACCUCUCCCAGCAGCUAGCGGAAGCUGCAGGGCUCGCACAGAGCCUGGUGAGUCAGUCUGCUGGCAUUACCAAAGUCAGACAACAGCAUGCCGUAUUAUCCAGCGGUCAGGAUAGCACAGUGCUCUUUAGAGUCAGAGAUCUGGCAGAUACAGAUAAAAGCAAACUUGGCAUAUAUCCAUCUGAAAAACAAUCUGACCAUGACCAUGAUACAUUUCCUACACAGCUGAGUGGCACAAGUCAGUCACCGUCCCCUGUUCCAGCUGACAGCACACCAAAUUUAACGAAUAAUCUCAAUCUACCUCAUAGUCCUAAUGGAAACAACUUCUUUAAAAGCUCUUUGCCAAGCAUUGGGGCAAUUGUAGAGGACUUGAAUGCCUUGACUGCUUUAGCUCAGCAAAGGAAGGGCAAAUUGCCCAGUAUGACUUCAUUUGGACACAAAAGGCCUUUUGAUGAAGGUUUGUUUAAACACAAAUGCAGAUUUUGUGCCAAGGUAUUUGGAAGUGACAGUGCUUUACAGAUACACUUACGAUCCCACACGGGAGAAAGACCAUACAAAUGCAACAUAUGUGGGAAUCGCUUUUCAACACGAGGAAACCUUAAAGUUCACUUUCAGCGCCAUAAAGACAAAUACCCAAACAUUCAAAUGAAUCCUUAUCCGGUUCCAGAGCACUUAGACAACGUUCCAACAAGUACCGGCAUCCCAUAUGGUAUGUCCGUGCUGCCAGAUAAGCCUGCCUCCAAGUGGUUAGACAGCAAGCCAUCUGUGACCAGCCUACCUGGUUUGUUGUUAACUUCAUCUUUGCCAAGUCUUCCAAGCAUAAUUAAAAGAGAAGCACAAGUGGUACCAGUUGGCAGAGCUGCUAGUCCUGGCGUUAUUGGUUUAAAUGGGUUUGAAAUGUUUGAAAACAGAAAUAAAGAGGAAUCUGUCAAUGAUCGUUUUCCAGCAGUAAAUGGGAAAUAUAAAGAACUUAAAUACCUGAGCACUCAAACAUAUCUAGACUCCUCUGGAAACGGUUCAGAAGAUCACACCAGUCGAGACAAUGCUUCUAACCUUACAAAUUCAUCAACCCCAAUCCUGCAUGAGGACAUCAAACCAGCACUUUUUGGGGGUCUACCAGAUUGUAUGGACACUUCAGAAACCACCAAGCUGCAGCGAUUGGUCGAGAACAUAGACAAGAAAAACCCAGACCCCAACGAGUGUAUGAUCUGUCAUCGUGUCCUUAGUUGCCAGAGCGCCCUCAAAAUGCACUACCGCACACACACAGGCGAGAGACCGUUCAAGUGCAAGAUCUGUGGACGAGCUUUCACGACCAAAGGCAACCUCAAAACGCACUAUAGCAUCCACUGUGAUGUGCCACCUGUGAGAGUGCAGCAUUCGUGCCCCAUCUGCCAAGAGAAGUACACCAACGCCAUGGCUUUACAGCAGCACAUACGCAUGCACAUGGUGAAACAAAUCAGCAGUGUUACCCUCCCAGAACGUGACCAACAAUCACUGGAACAUCCUGAUACAUGCUCAGUAGAGGAGAAGAACCUGGAUGAGAACCUUUCAGAUGAGUACAUGGACAUAACAGAGGGUUUUUCCACCUCUCAAGAUGCAGCAUCUUCCCAGGACAGUUUAUGUUCAUUUCCUACAUCAUCAUACACUGAAGCAGAGAAAAUAACACCAGACAAUAAUAAUAAGUAUUUACUAAAUGGCAAGGUAGAGAACGUGUCAAUAGAUGAAGAUUUUUUAUCUUUCAAGUCAUGUUUCGGUAACGAGCACGCUAGCCAACGAUCCAAGAGCCCUGUUUGUCCUGAAAAUUCAUAUUCCUGGGACUCUUUUCCUAAAAAUAGCUCAAAGGACAGUAACAGAUUCUCAGCUUUUGAGAUUCACCAGAAAUCAUCAGAUGCGGAGCUGAGAAGUCUCUUACAGCCAGAUUUGACAUUUAACUCAACACCUGCUGAUCUGCUAAAAGGAGGAAUGACCAUUAAGUAUAGUCCAGGUGAACAGGGAAACUCUAAGAACAAUGCAUGUGAUGUCUGCAACAAGACGUUUGCCUGUCAGAGUGCCUUGGAUAUUCACUAUCGCAGUCAUACCAAAGAGCGACCGUUCCUAUGCACCGUGUGUUACAAGGGGUUUUCCACCAAAGGGAACCUGAAGCAGCACAUGCUCACACACCAGCUGAGAGAUCUACCUUUACAGUUAUCAGAACAAGCCAGAGAGAAUUUUGUUUCUUCACCGAAUCCCUCUCUGGGCCACUUAGUUUACUCAAAAAUAAAGAUGGAGGUCAACAGCAUCUUAAAUAAAGAUGGCAGAGAUGCUGUAGUAGGGAUGAUGAACUCCUCAGCUCCUUCACUGACGGCUCUAUCAGCACCACCGGCUCCAUCCCGGAAAACCUUCAAGCAGCAUUUCUGCCGCACGUGUGGGAAAACCUUCUCUUCCUCCAGUGCUCUGCAAAUUCACGAGAGGACCCACACUGGAGAGAAGCCUUUUGCCUGCACUGUAUGUGGACGUGCAUUCACCACCAAAGGAAAUCUGAAGGUUCAUAUGGGAACUCACAUGUGGAACGGUUCUCCAGCCCGCCGAGGUCGCAGGCUCUCUGUAGAAGGCCCUUUUACUGUUCUCAAAUCCAAUCCUGUGAAAUUUACAGACACGCUGCCAAAAGAAGCGGUCAGUACCAGCGAGUGUGUUGGGUUCUGGAAUCAGUACGUCACAGCACCUCUCAGUACCGGCUUAGCGCUGAAAACCAACGAGAUCUCUGUGAUUCAGAACGGAAGUAUACCACAGGCGUCCCUUUCUGAUGGACGUGGAGGAAACUCACCUGUUGGUGGACUCACAGCCAGUCUAGACAAAACCAUGAAAAGAGAUAUGGCUUGGACCGAGAGGACUGGAGAGAAUGGGCCGUGUGUUCACAUGACACCCUUUAUCGAGGAGAGUAGUACAGAUUAAUAUGACUUAAAUCUUUCUUCUGACAAUAAAACAUUAGUUACCUGACUACAGUUUAUUCUGUCAUGAAUACACAUUAUGCAUUUUCAGAUUGUUUAAGGAUUUACUCUGGUGUGAUUUUUGCUUUUCUCUUCUAUUUGUUAAUGUUUUAAACUUGGACACAGAUUUUGUCGAUAUUUUGUCGUUAUAUACUCAGACACUUUCACAUCCAUCAGCUGUGGGGUUUUUAGAGUAGAUUUUAUACAUUUUAAUCAUUUUAUAAAUGAAUUACUCUUAGUAAUAUUCAUUAUUUUUUAUGGAUAUUAUUUAUUAUAAUUGAGAUACUUAUUUAGAGGUUGGUAUUGAUAUUUAGAGUUUUAUGAAGUAGGCUCUAUCAGUGUUUAACAAUUAUUCAGAGGGCUUCUUCUUUUUCUUCUUCUUCUUCCUCUUCUUCUUCUUAUUAUUAAGUACUAAAAGUAUUAAUUGUGUUCAUAUUUUUUACAUAUUUGAUCCACAAAUUAUUACACAAUAAUUUACAUUUUCUUUUGUAUUUACUGUGAAUAAAAUUUGAUACAUUUGGUGCUACAGCAGGUUUUUGCAGAUUGUGUGUGUGUGUGUGUGUGUGUGUGAUAUUUAAUAUUAUUGUACUAUGUCAGAAUGUAUGAACUGGUUAAUGGAGUUUGUAUGUAAUAUAUCUGAUCAUUAGGAGUUUUUGUUUUUCUUCAUGUUACCCCAAACGUUCUGUCUGUUUCUGUACAAGUCCGUGUUUGUUAUAUGCCUUUACUAAGAAUAACACUUAACAGCUUUAACAUAAUACUGCCAGUGUUUCCACCUGCACAACAAAAGUCAUGCCCUUUCACUUAUGCUAUAAAUCUGGGUCACUUUGUGCUAUAAUUUACAUUUCAAUAA